UUCGUUGCCGGAGAUUACCUGCUGGACCCAGCCAUAUGCCGUGCGAUAGGAUUUGACCCUAAAAAACGCCUGUUGAAGCCAGGUGCCUUCCCUACACUCUUCAGUCAUGGUGAAGGCGAUGCCAUGGAUGGUAUGCCUACGACCAGUGCGCCGCGGUCAGCUGUGCAGAAGAGGGCACAUCAGCAGGCUGUAGCAGAGGCGGUAGCGGGAUACAACGUGUUGUAUGGAGAGGAGGCGGAGGAGGCAGCUGAGCAGGAUGAUGGUUUUUUGAUGGCUGAUGAAGGCCGAUUUGAGGAGGUUGGCAAUCACCUGAUAGAGGAUGCAGUACUGCCACAGAGUUUAGACGAUUUGGAGGUUUUGCCACAAGAACACCCUGAAACCUUUGCCAUUGGGACACAAGUUGGCUCCUCAGUCUCCAUGCGGUUUGCCAAGGCUGUCCAGGUCAAUAUUGUCACUGGGUCUCGGAACAAAGGUUCACAGACAACCUCCUGCACCGGGGAUAUUGGCUGUCAGGCAGAACCAGAAGUCCGAGAAAUUGCCAUUCAGACAGAUCUGUUUGACAUUGAUGUGCCAGUUUUCCGAGGCUUGAAACCAAGUGAUGAAGACAUGGAGGAUGAAGAGGUGCACUUUCCAAGUCAGGAAACGAUGAAGACUGAUGACAGUGACGAUGAAGACUGGGAGCCAUGUGAAGAUGAUUAUUGUCAAGAAUUUGAUGACUCGCUCCUUGAUGAUGAAAAUGUGUUACUGCUCGCCACACUCCACUUUAAUGAAAAUUCAAAUCGGAAACAGCGUAUGGGACAAGAUGAACAGCCGCAGUGGUCGAUUUCAUACCCCAAGGGGAGAGGAGGAGCUGCAGUAGCAAAAGAGGUCAAAAUUGAAUCAACAUAUGACUAUGUACAGCUAAUUCUGGAGGACCUGCUGAAGCGGAGAGAUGACCUGCCAUCUUACAAAUUGGCAAGAGAUGCAAAGGACAAGUACCAAGUGACUCAUCCUAUUCCAGGUCCAGUGUGCUCAAAGUACGACAAGCAGGACAAGAUGAAAGUUGUAGAUGAAACAAAAACGAGGUUUAUCAAACUGUAGAGUUCAUUCAUAGCACCAUCAGAGUUAACUAUCACAGAUCAAUUGAACGGUCACACCAAAUCAAUUGAACGUAGGAUACUUGAAUCCUGUGUACCCGUCAUUGUCCGGAGCAGGCCAAGCAGCACGUAUCUUGUCCCGAGCACAAACAGGGAGCGGCAAACAGUUCCUUCUCCCCAACCUCUUCCAAACCCAACGGACAAGGUUCCUAUAGGCCACGUAUCGAUAUAACCUGAAAUUGUUGGGAAGAAAACAAUGUUUGUACAUUUAAUUGACAGUUUUUUAAAAAUUUAUUGAAAACUUGUAAUAUUAUUACUAAAUACAUGUAGAUACAUUUUAUUAUAUCUAUUUUCUAUAUUUCUAGUCUUCAAAGGGAGAAAAAAAUCUCAUUUCUGAAUUGAUAUUGCCUUUUCUUGUCUUCAAUUAUACAGCGAUGGAGGUGGUCAUCAUUACUUACUUGUGAAUGGGCUGGUCAUCGCCUAUUUGUCCCUGCUCUUCGAUGUAGUGAUACAUCGACAUUUCCAGCACCCAUCUAUCAAGACAGGUGCUGGAAAAACCUGGGUGUUGCGUGAUGCACUCUACUUUCAGCUCAUCCUUCUUGGUCUGGACUGGUGAAUAGUCUGAGCAGCACAAGGAUUCCCUCCCCUUCUCUUGUGGAGUGCAGACACCACAAUGACACCUACAAAUACAAGUAUAAUAUAAAUGUUAUUGUUAUACAGCAGUGAUGAUAUUUCGAUAGCCAUUGCCAUCAAUGAAUCAGGGCCUAGGCCAAGGGUAGGCCAAAUUUGAGUGAGAGGCAGGCCCCUGGAGCUCAGCUUAGUAAGAUUUAGCAUUGUUUCAAUCAAUCAAUUAAUGUAGUAUUGUCGAAGGCUUUCGCCUUAAGUUGUUACGGUGAGAAU
Molecule: messenger RNA, 1976 nt
Organism: Lineus longissimus
Lineage: Eukaryota; Metazoa; Nemertea; Pilidiophora; Heteronemertea; Lineidae
Exons: 6
Coding region: 124-1080 (318 amino acids)
Source: RefSeq, a predicted model, not a curated record